Messenger RNA from Hypoxylon trugodes, 1659 nucleotides. RefSeq lists its product as uncharacterized. The coding region runs from base 306 to 1307 and encodes 333 amino acids. The record is from RefSeq and is a predicted model, not a curated record. NCBI's taxonomy places the organism in Eukaryota, Fungi, Ascomycota, Sordariomycetes, Xylariales, Hypoxylaceae. The transcript has 2 exons.
AAUAAUAAAAUAGAAGUUUGAAGGCUGUAAUUUCAAAAGGCGCGACUCUCGACCUGAUAAAAAACAGAAGGGGCGAUAUGGAAACUCUACUCAAACAGGAAGUGAUAUAUGGCGAGAUUAUAUAAUGUCGCACAACAGUCCUUCCAAAGCUACCCCGCCAAUAACGUACCUACCUACCAUCCCGCCAUCCCAGAUACCUAAGAAAUCAUGAGAGGAACUUAAGAAGAUUCACCCUCUUUUUCUAAUUCCUCAGUGUGCAUUCUCCUCCCUUGUCCAUGCCCAUAGAUAUCUAAAAUACCGCAACCAUGGUGUCAAAAGAGACCUAUCGAACCAUCCUAAAUUGGAUUAUUCAACAACAAGAAUACGAAUCCUCACAUCCUGAUCCCGCGCCUCUGACAGAAGUUCAAAGGAAAUGCCUAGAGAAGCUCGAACUCUCUUUACCCCCAGCAACACCACCUCAACCUGACCCAGAGUUAGGCGAUGACAACUGGGUCGGUACCUUACUAGAAUACCGAGCCGCCCGCCAACGAGUCCCCGAGGGUCUUCCUGGGGGUGAUUUCAUCGACAAGCCAGGCCCAAUGGUAGGCGCGACUCAAAGAUGGUGUUGCGAAGUCCGAAUCCCCGAGCAUAAAGGGCCAUUCCCUGGACCCGAUGGUGGGCUUCUUGCAGACGGGACGCAGCCCUCCUUUGCGAAGAAAAAGGACGCUAAGAAGUACGCUGCUAAGUGCGCUGUUCAGUGGCUGAGGGCCAACGGGUACAUGGCCGGCUACAACAGCAAUGGUGUGAAACACGCCCCAGAGCAUCGUGUCACACCGCUGUCUUCCCCAACUAGUAAAAGGCAGAAGAUUUCGGCAUCAUCGCCUAAAAAUACCGAGGCCUCUACUGCUGCACCUACCACACAGGGUCCUGACCCGGAUGUGAUUCAAAUACUCCCAGGAAACCCCCUACCCAAAGCAAUUGCGUCCCCCUUCGACAACGAAGAAGUAUCUGCCUCAUACGAAGCAAAACGACUCUGCACCCGCCUUGGCUUUCCAAAUCUACCGGAAUAUAAGGUUACCCGAGAUUCGGAAAUGGAGGAUUUCUGGUCGGGAUAUCCCGAUCUAGGCAUGCUGGCUGAUCGAUUGCCCGAGGGCGUCGGCCGCGUAGAAAAGGUGCUUGGUAAGAAGUUUGUCAAGGAGAAGAUUGCCGAGGAACUACUAGUGCAUCUGCGCAAGUUAGUUGAUCCACACAACAAAAGAAGCCAACACUUCAUAUCACGUCUGUCACCGGAACUUAAGAAACAAGGAGCACCACCAGCCCCGGCUUAGUUAGGCGACAUGCUGACCGGGUUGCUCGAUGAUGUGGAUUUGCGACCGACAAAGGACUAGAUUCGGUGUGCCGAGGGACUACGGACGCAUUUGCAUAAGUGAGGCAUGGGAGUGAGUCUAGAUCGAUUCGUUUACGAUCGUGACUCCGGGUGGACGAAGCACCCUUACGAUAUGUACCUAAUGUUAUGAGGAAAUGACGAGACGGUUCAGCAUAAUGAAUUACAAUAAAUUACACAUAAAUACACCACCACGUAUCACCAUUUUACCAUCUAACGUGGGCGUGAAUAUGGCAUUUCAACUUCUUCCACGUCAGUGGUAUGACAUUGUCACAGGAAAUAAUUAAUGAAGGGGG